UCAAAUUCCAAGAGAGAGGAGAGGAGAGGGGAGCCAGAGAGAGGGGCGCAAGGUUACAUUGCAAGCUCUUUGCAAAAAUGGGGGACGACCGACCUUUUGUGUGCAAUGCUCCUGGCUGUGGACAGAGGUUUACCAAUGAGGACCACUUGGCUGUACACAAACACAAGCAUGAGAUGACACUGAAAUUUGGACCACCCAGGACCGACUCUGUCAUUAUUGCAGACCAGACACCUACUCCCACCCGCUUCCUAAAGAACUGCGAGGAGGUCGGUUUGUUCAAUGAGCUGGCCAGCUCCUUCGAACAGGAUGAUGAUGAGAAGAGAGCCAAGAACUCUCUCCCUGCUGCCAACUCUGUGGCUUUGGACAUGAGCCUGCAGACACCCUCAGACGUGAAGGUGAAAGAGGAGGCACCUGUAGAGGUCGACUCCUCUCCCCCAGGCAGCCCUGAAUCUAUCUCUGGACAGUCCGACAGCAGCAGAGAGCCUCUGGUUAAAGGAAAGGACACCCCCCCGAGGAGUUCAGCCCCCACCCCGACUAUUGUGCGUCCAGGUUCCCUCCCAUUACACUUGGGCUUUGAUGCCCUUCAGCCUACAAUGCCUUCACCAACCUCUGUCAUCACACAGGCACCACCCUCCAAUCGUACUCUGGGUUCGCCAACCAGCCACUACCCCAUGAUGAUGCUUCCCUCUGGUCAGGCAGUGCCUCUGCUCCCUGGUCCUGUUCAAAUGCCCUCUGUCAUUAAUCUGGCUCGACCCUUGUGCAUGGUACCCAACAUUCCUGGGAUCCCUGGUCCUCCUCUGGGAGGCAGCAGCAGCGGCUCUAACUCCCCCUCUGGCUACAGCAUCCACUCAGAGGCCAAGAUGCGUCUGAAGGCUGCACUGUCCCAGCAGAGCCCAUCAGGACAGAGUAUGGGAGUCAUGGCCAUGGGCAGCAGCCCCAUGGUGCCUCAGAAGGCAGAGCAGAGCCAACUGCUUGUCCAACAGCCAGAUGCUCCAUCACCUGCUCAGCCUCAGGUAUCUCCAGCACAGCCUACAGGUGGGCGUCGGCGGCGGACGGCAGACGAUGACCCAGAUGAGCGAAGGCAGCGCUUCCUCGAGAGGAAUCGGGCUGCGGCGUCGCGCUGCAGACAGAAACGCAAACUGUGGGUCAGUUCUCUAGAGAAGAAGGCUGAGGAGCUCAGCACCCUGAACGUCUCACUGUCGAAUGAAGUGUCUCUGUUGCGGAAUGAGGUGGCUCAUUUGAAGCAGCUGCUGCUGGCCCACAAGGACUGCCCUGUUACCACCCUUCAGAAGAAGACUGCCUACUUAGCUGCAGAGGAGAGCAUGAAAGACUCCUCAGAGCCCACAGGUUCUCCUGCUCCAGUGAUCCAGCACAGCUCUUUGGCGCCCAGCCCCUCCGCAGGGCAAAACGGCCUGAGCUCAAGGGCAGCGGCGGAGGCCAUGGCUAUGUCUGUGCUUGCAGGAAUGGGCCAGCAGCAGAGGGCUGAGAGUGGACCCUCUCACAUUAUCAUGGCUGCACAGUCUCAGUCUGCUGCCAGAUGAUGAGCGAUGCCACCACGGCCAAGACUUGGCUCAUCACCAAGGGGGCAAAAUAGAGCAGCGGACACCCCCCACCCUUCCCAACUUCCCCAAUCUAGAAGUCCAAAUAUCUCAUCUUCUGCUUCCCCCUUCCUCCUCUGCUCUCUCUGACCCUCAUGUGGAGCCAUCAUGCUGUGGCCAGGAGCUCAGCAGCAGCCUUCUGGGAAUGGACUGAGACUUUUGAGAGCUUCCUGUUCACUUUGCCAUAGACUACAGGGGCUGGACUCCAACCCCCCCCACCCCCCUUCUUUCCCUAUGUGCCUCCCUGCUCAUCUCUCCUCACCCUCAGUCAAAAUGACUCUUCACUGGACUGUAGGACUGCACCGCUCUGAGUGUACUGCCGUAAUGAACUUCCCAUGUGGACACGCACCACACGUGCACAGUUUGAAACACACAGGUGUUGCAUCAACGUUCUUGAUCAAAUCAGAUACCAAACAACACGCAGGACUUCACACUGUUUUCAGCAGGGAAUAGUGCCUUGUGCUCAUCUUUUUUUUUUUUUUUUAAGCCAUACACACACUCACACAUGCCAUCACAGCAUACAUCACUAUACAUCCUCGGCUCCAAAGAUGCAGUAGUUGUCUAGACUUCAGUGACUUAGAUCUCAGAUAUUCACAUAAACCUUUUGUAAAUGGUUCCACCUCCAGGUGAUCUCAACAUGGACCCAAAAACCUUACCUCAUUUACACCCCUUUAUGAUAAAAUUUCUAAACUGUGUGUGUGAUUGGCUCUGUGUGUAUAUAUUUAUGUACAUCAGAACAUAGCAGUUUGCCUACUCCUUAUCUGAUACAUUAAUAUUUAGAUUGUUAGCAUGUGACUUUUUCGAUUAGGGUGUCAUGUUCUUGAUACAGUAUGUGCAGCUAUAUUUUUUUAAUUAAUUGGCACAUCCUCCAAGAUUAGUCCACAGAACCAAAAUACAUUGGAUUGUCCAAGCCGGUGUAGUAUCCUAAAAGAUUAUUGUUUUUCUGACCUGAAGGGAACUUAUCUCUCCUUCUCACGUUUCCUCUAAAAGAGGCUGUUUUGCUGUUUAUUGGUGUGGAAGUGGAUCCCUUUUACAUUUUAUCUGAAACUAUUCUAGUGACUGUGUUUCUCUGCGUGGGCCCUGGACUUACUGUAACUGUUAUUUUCACACUUCUCAGGAUGGUUGCACAUCCUUGCUGCUCGUUGGAAGUGCGAUGAACCCCUUAGUCUCUUUGCUCUUUACCAAACCUAAACUAAGCCAUAAUAACAACAAAUAAGAUCUCCGAAUCUCCAAAGACCACCUGGUAGAUGCCUUGGGGUAAGGCAGUAAAUAGCUGGACUGUUAUUUUGUGAUUCAGAGGUCACAGUGACACAAUCUACAGUAUAUCACUGCUUGUUACUUGCACUUACACACAGUCUCACAAUCAAUGUCUGGUAAUUUUGCCUUAAGAUCACACUGGUGCCUCCGACAACCCCACUUAAAAACAAGCAGAUUUAUUUCGUGUGAAAAUCAGCGGAGCCUUAGGAAAAUAUAUUUGUCUUGAUUUGUUUGUUUCAUCAAAUGGAAAACAAUCAAUGCGGAACAAAAGAUCUUCUGACUUGUUGAAGAUUCCUCAAAGCCUUUAAACUGAGGAGUUAAUUGAACCAUUAGUCUCUUUUCAGUGACAUAAAAUGAUACAAUACUUGUCUGUCAUCUGGUGGAGGGACACAGCAAAGACAUCUUUACUGGUUAAAGCUUUGAGGGCGGAAAAAGUUCAGAUGUCUUGUGACUGUUUCUGAAAGGCUCCAGUUCUUAGGAAAUCCCUACCAAGAUAUUUUACCCAGAUAUCAGUAUAUUUUUACGUAAACAUCUAAACAAGCGGUUUUCUGUCCUUGUUUUUUUUCCCUGUAUAUUUUUGUCCCUCUUUUUGUCUGAUGUGAUUAUAUAUUUGCAAGAUGUGAUAUUUCAAAGACAAGGUAUCUGUCCAUUAACAUAAGGGCAUGUCUUUAUGCACUAAAAUAAUGCAAGUUUAUUGUUGCUUUGUAUUUCUCUUCAAGUUUUUGCGGUUCUCUUGGUCCUGUUUUUUUUUUUUUUUUCUUUUUUUUUUUUUUAAAUGAUAUUGUUCUCUUAUCUGUACUGUAUACACGAAUGGGAAUUUGCUUCGCAACUUUCAUACUUCUCACCUUUGACUGAACCUCUUGUCCUACAGUCCCAAUAGCGAGCCCGGCAUUUUGUUGUACUUUGAAGCUGGCGCUAUAUUUGGCUGGCGGUCCCUUAUAGACGAUUGUUCAUAUGAAAUGAAAAUUCAAACUAUAUUUAGCUUUCAUGUUUUGAUGUAUUUCAUGUCAUGGGCACCUUUUUCUGUCAUUUCUUGUUUUCUUUUGUUGUGUGCUCCUUUCAGCACUAUACAGCCUUUGUCAUAACACCUCUGAUUGUACUGAUGAAUAUAGAAACAAAUUUCUUUAACAUGGUUUUCUUUUUUGUUUGUCAUUAGUCCUUUUUCAAAAAGAGAUUUUAUCCCCUUUGUUAUAGCUUUUAAGAUAAAUUUGGUCGUGUCUUUUGAUGGUCCUUGUCUAACUUAUUUUUACUUAAUUGGUUGAAUAACAAUCAUCAUCACAGUCUUUGGCAUAUUAAUGUUACCUAGAAUGGUUAUGAAAAGAGCAAUUUAACGAAAAAUGCAACAAUGUGAAAGUUGCACAUAGUGUUUUAAUGGUUUUUCACACUCCCAUUGUUGGACUGAUGAUUUAAAAAAAUGUCCUUGUACUGUACAUAUCUGUACUAUAUGAAUAUAUUUACUUUUCCAUGCAUGUCCAAGUGGAAUACUAUGAACACUUACAGUGCUGCAGUUUUAAUUAAAGAAACUACAUCUUAAUGAA
Toxotes jaculatrix (banded archerfish) is the source of this 4393-nucleotide messenger RNA. RefSeq names its product activating transcription factor 7a (gene atf7a). The transcript has 12 exons. Bases 78 to 1541 code for a protein of 487 amino acids. The record is from RefSeq and is a predicted model, not a curated record. Gene Ontology annotation, biological process: regulation of transcription by RNA polymerase II. Lineage: Eukaryota; Metazoa; Chordata; Actinopteri; Toxotidae. Gene Ontology annotation, molecular function: cAMP response element binding; DNA-binding transcription factor activity, RNA polymerase II-specific.